Epinephelus moara (kelp grouper) is the source of this 4768-nucleotide messenger RNA. RefSeq names its product alpha glucosidase (gene gaa). NCBI's taxonomy places the organism in Eukaryota, Metazoa, Chordata, Actinopteri, Perciformes, Serranidae. The transcript is spliced from 19 exons. The record is from RefSeq and is a predicted model, not a curated record. Gene Ontology annotation, biological process: glycogen catabolic process; lysosome organization. Bases 1655 to 4435 code for a protein of 926 amino acids. Gene Ontology annotation, cellular component: lysosomal membrane. Gene Ontology annotation, molecular function: alpha-1,4-glucosidase activity; carbohydrate binding.
CACAAAUUAACACUUCACAUCAAGCUUUUUAAUUAAUAAUAUUAACACUGUCCAAAUAACGUGAAAACUUUUUAACAGUAAAGUCGGUGCACAUAAAUUCAAGUAUUUUUUAAAUGAUACAUUACAACUCUGCAGUGUUUACAGUUGAAGUAAAAUUAUGACAACUGUUAAGUUGUUCCAAAGGUAAAGGGUCGUAAGUGUCAGUGCUUUAUUAUUAAUUAUUGAAUGUAUUAUAAAAUCACAUAAAGCCACUGAAAGUUGUGCAUAAAUGGAGCUGUUUGAUGUUAGUUCAAGUUUAGAGCAUUCUAGACCAGACCAGGUUUUGUUUUGAUAGUACAUCAAGUUAGGUUAGUCAAUUUGGGAUUACUACAUCUUCAGUGCAGAUAAGAAUGAAAACAACCUAAUUUUGAGAUAAUUCAUGCCUAACAGUGAGUGACCAUUCGCAGUGAAUUCAGACAUGAUAAGAAUCAAAACUGUAUCCCAAGUUAAUGGCUGUGGCUUUGAUAUGGCUAAACACAAAAGGAAAUUUUCUGUCAGUGUAGGUAAGUCAGUUAAAUUAUUAUUUGGUCAUCAGAUUUACAGGUGUUUUUUUUAUUAGCUGAUGGCUGAUACUAUUUCUGCAACACGUGAAUGUAUUUUUUAUUGGGCCUAUUAGGACUUGACCAUCAGUAGAGAUCAUUCAGACCAAAGUAUUACAUCAUUUUAAUGUUUGACGUAUACAAUAUUGAUGUUAGUGUGGCCAUUAAUCAGGAAACCAAAUAUCACAGUAUGGAUCUUGUUUUUAAUAGCUCUCUUUUUAGCCUGUAGAUUUUUUUUCCUUGAUUAAAAUUUUAAGUCAGUACGAAAUUAAUACAUCUUAAGUGCAGAUAAGUAUAAAAACAACUUUUUUUUUUUUUAUUUAGAAAUUUCACAAAUUAAAAUUAGUAAGCAAUUAGUGUUUUCAGACAUGUAGGACAAGAAUCAAAAAUGUCCCCCAAGUUUAAUUAAUGGCACAUACUAUUUCUGCAACAUGUGUGAAAGCAAAUGUUUCUGAAUUAGGACUUAAUCAUCAGUAGAUAUAAUUAAAAUCAAAAUUUCUGAUGCAAAUCCAUCUACAUUUGUGAAGGAAACAUGUUUUAAGUCUAAAAUAACGUUAUUUUCGUUGACUCAAAGAAGCUCGAGAGGAGAGGGAGGAGAAGUAACGGCAGAAGUUUUAGCACUUUUGUCCUAGUAUGCUUGCCUUAGUUUGAUGUUAGCCUGCACUUUGCUCCGUCUUUUACAGACGUUAUUACAUUGUAGACUUAUUAUUUCACUAAAAUUCCUCUCGACUAAAACUCUUCUCGUUCCUCAUCCUUGCGACAUAUCUUAUCUGCCACUUGGUUGGAAGGAAAUGCUAAAUAAGAGCUCCGACACUGAACUGCUCGAAAGCUAACGGCUAACUUAUGACGCUGCUACAGAGCCAGAAAAAAACGGUUCAACGUCAACAAAAUAAACUUCACUGUGAGUGUAACGUUAAGUGAUAAUUCAUUAGCUAUAUGUUCAUGUCGGCUGUCUGUAGUGAGUAAACCGUACUCUUUUAUUGAAUAUUUACAUCAUUAGCACGGUAAGGAGUGUAUGUUUAUGCAGAGCUCGCCUUAAAUGCCCUUUAACCAGACAUAGCAUCUCUGACGAGGCUAUGGGUCUGUCGACUAAUGUAGCUGUAGCCGUGCUCCUCCUCAACCUAACAUGUUUGUGCUUGUCUAACCAUGUCCCCAGACUGGUUAGAUCAGUCAGUACCAUGCAAAGUAAAACCAAAGCACAUGAAAGACUUGUUAAUAAUAAUCCAGUAACACUACAGAACAAUGUUGUGCACCCAGAAAGCUCCACAGACACUGACAUUUCCAGAGACAGUAAAUGCACCAUGGCUCCAGAGAGUAGGUUUGACUGUGCCAGGGACAGGGUGCUCAGCCAGGCAGAGUGUGAGGAGAGGGGAUGCUGCUAUGUCCCACUGCCUAACUCUGCAGGACCACCUACGUGCUUCUACCCCACUUUGUACCCUGGCUACGAAAUGGGGCCCCUCACUCCCACCAGGCGAGGCCAGGAGGCUACCCUGACUCGUGCAACCCCAUCAUAUCUCCCCAGAGAUAUCUCCACUCUGCACCUAGAAAUCAUAGAAGAGACUGCAGGCUGCCUACACAUCACUUUAAAGGACCCAUCGUCUCAGCGAUAUGAGGUGAAACUCCCAGCUGGUGUUCCUGAGAGCAAAGCUGACCCCCAAGAAGCCCUCUACACCACUGAAUACCAUUCUGACCCAUUUGGCCUCAUAGUGCGGCGAAAAUCUAAUGGAAGGGUGAUUGUGAAUACCACGGUAGCUCCGCUGCUGUUUGCUGACCAGUACCUGCAGCUGUCGACCGCACUGGCCUCUCCCCUUGUGUCUGGCCUCGGGGAGCAUUACACCUCCCUCCUCCUGGACCUUAACUGGACUUCUCUGACACUGUGGAACAGAGACACGGCGCCUCAUGCUGAUGCUAACCUCUACGGCUCCCACCCAUUCUACAUAGUACAGGAGGACGACGGCUUGGCACAUGGAGUUUUCCUUCUCAACAGCAAUGCAAUCGAGGUGACGUUGCAGCCGACCCCUGCUCUCACCUGGGUGGCGAUCGGUGGAGUCCUGGACCUAUACGUUUUCUUGGGUCCUGACCCUCAAAGCGUAAUACGACAGUACCUCCAGGUCAUUGGGUAUCCUAUGAUGCCUCCCUAUUGGUCGUUGGGCUUUCAUCUGUGUCGCUGGGGUUACACGACCACUAAGACAACCCGGCGUGUGGCACAGCGCAUGCACGAUGCAGAAUUCCCCAUGGAUGUGCAGUGGAAUGAUCUGGACUAUGCAAAUAAGCGCAGGGUGUUCACCUUUGACCCCUGGCGAUUCGGGGACCUCCCAGAGAUGGUGGAGGAAUUCCAUAAGGGAGGCAUGAAGUACAUCCUUAUCCUGGACCCGGGGAUCAGCAGCACCAGCCCUCCUGGAACUUACUCGCCUUUUGAUGAUGGACUGAAACGAGACGUCUUUAUUAAAAAUGCCACAGGACACGUACUGAUAGGGAAGGUUUGGCCGGGCCCAACAGCCUUCCCUGACUUCACCAACCCAGAGACCAGACGCUGGUGGGAGGACUGCAUCAGAGAUUUUCAUUCUAAAGUUCCUGUGGACGGUCUGUGGAUUGAUAUGAAUGAACCAGCCAGUUUUGUGCAGGGCUCAGUGGAGGGCUGUCCUGACAAUGAUCUUGAGCACCCGCCCUACACGCCCAGGGUGGUUGGAGGCCAGUUGAACUCGGGAACUCUUUGCAUGUCGGCUCAGCAGAAGCUGUCCACUCACUACAACCUGCACAAUAUGUACGGACUGACAGAAGCCUAUGCUACGCACAGUGCUCUUGUGAAAGUACGAGAGAAGAGACCCUUCGUCCUGUCUCGCUCCUCUUUCCCUGGCAUCGGACGCUUCUCUGGAGUGUGGACAGGAGACGUCAGGAGCGACUGGGAGCAGCUUCGAUUCUCCAUCCCAGCGGUGCUGCAGUUCAACCUGUUCGGGGUGCCCCUGGUGGGGGCAGACAUCUGUGGCUUUGAAGGAAACACCACUGAGGAACUGUGUGUGCGCUGGAUGCAACUCGGGGCCUUCUACCCAUUCAUGAGAAACCACAAUGACAACCUGAACACUCCUCAGGAGCCCUAUGUAUUUGGACGGAAGGCCCAGGCAGCCAUGCGGAGUGCACUGAACCUUCGUUACUCCCUCCUCCCGUUCCUCUACACACUCUUUCAUCAUGCACACACGUCUGCUGACACUGUGGCCAGACCUCUCUUCAUGGAGUUUCCUGCUGACCCUAACUGUCAGACCAUAGACCGUCAGUUCCUGUGGGGGAGUUCACUCCUCAUUAGCCCAGUGUUAGAGCAAGGGGCAGUAGAGCUGGCCGCUUACCUGCCCCCUGGCACUUGGUACAGCCUGCACAAUGGUCAGCCUUUCUACAGUAAGGGUCAGUAUCUGCUCCUGCCCGCCCCUCUGGACACCAUCAACAUCCACGUAAGGGAAGGACACAUUAUCCCCCAGCAGGAACCUGCUUUGACAACCGCAGCCUCACGCAAGAACCCUUUCUUCUUGACGGUGGCUCUGUCAGCGGGCGGCUGGGCCUGGGGCGACUUGUUCUGGGAUGACGGGGACAGUCUGGACACCUUUGAAAUGGGAAAUUAUUGUUACAUUAUCUUCAUUGCUGGACAGUCUCAGGUGGUGAGUGAUCCCUUCAGACUGAACGGGGCCCUGGAUGGUCUGGUGCUGGGGGGGCUGCAGGUGUUUGGGGUGCCCUCACCACCCUUGUAUGUGUUAGCCAAUGGGGACAAAGUCAGGGAUUUUACAUACCGCAGUGACACCAAGGUUUUGACAGUGACCAGCCUGGCCUUGCCCAUGUCAGAAGUGUUCACAGUCCAGUGGGCUCUCUGAUGCACUGAACUUCAUUACCCAAGAAUCAUAGCAAGCCUUUGCAUUUUUUUCACUGCUGCUAAAAAGAUCAGAUGCAUUUUUCUGCACUGACACCGGCUGAUUUCCCUCAGCAGUCCCAGCCACCCAUAGCCCAAAGACGCUCCUUCUGCUUGCUCUGCCUUUUUGUCCAAACUGGGAAGUAGAAGUUUGUACGCAGGUUUUUGAAAAUGUGAAUCAGGUUUUCUUCAGGUAACAUUUGCUGCUAAAUGCCAGACUAAAGAAAAACAAUGUAAUGUGUGUAUUUUUUUAAAUAAUGUUUGUAUAUGUUAAUAAAUAAAGAGUGAAUAAAAAACA